Yamadazyma tenuis ATCC 10573 is the source of this 747-nucleotide messenger RNA. Its product is annotated as DUF4112 domain-containing protein. NCBI's taxonomy places the organism in Eukaryota, Fungi, Ascomycota, Pichiomycetes, Serinales, Debaryomycetaceae. The record is from RefSeq and is a predicted model, not a curated record.
AUGUUGAACUACUUGAUAAAAUCAUUUUUGAACCGUUUCUUCAAGUUAGAAUAUAACUUCACGGUGGAUGACCCCUACUAUGAACAGGUCCCCAUCAACCCCCAAAAAAAUCGAUUUAAAAAAACUCCCAGACGCUUGCCUGACAACUUAUCUGCCAAUGAUGAGAGGCUCCUUAAGAAAUUCAAGACAAGAGCCCACCGGUACGACAUGGCGUUCUCAUUUAUCGGGGUUCCUUUUGGAACCGCCACCAUUUUCCAGCUAGUGCCGGUUGCUGGAACAAUUUACACCACCUACAAUUCACUCCAACUACUUUGGCUCACCAGAAGCUUUACAAACGGGUUUCCGAUCGACUUGUUUCUUAUGUGUUUGUUGAACAUUUUGGUAGAUUUACUCAUUGGAUUGAUACCUAUUGUGGGAGAUCUCAUCAAUAUCGGAUUCAAGGCCAACCUGAGAAACUAUGCUAUUGUCAGACGCCAUUUGUUCCAAAUAAGCGACUAUAAUAAUGGGAUCAUUUCCAAAGCCGCUAUUCGAUCUAAUUUCGUGAACAAUCGGUUCAAUUGGUUCAAGGAGAAUGAGCCGGUUGAGUUGAAGAGUUUGGCAGCGCCAUUGUCGAGUAAAAGUUCCUCCACCACCUAUACCAGUACUGAGACUGGCCCCGUCACGAGGCUGCGCGCGGCUCGCCUGGUUGUAUCGAGUGCUACCGCGAGCACUCUCGGGCCAGAAGACAUUGAUCUAGAGACUUAUUGA